UCCUCCUCCUCCAUCAGCGGGACUCCCCCGGCUCGCCUCGCCGUUGUGAUUGGGUGGAAGAUGGCGCUGCGCGGAUGGAAAUCCUAAUGACAGUCUCCAAAAUCGCCUCCAUCUGUACCAUGGGCGCUAAUGCCUCGGCCUUAGAGAAAGAAAUUGGUCCGGAACAGUUUCCAGUGAAUGAACACUAUUUUGGUUUAGUAAAUUUUGGAAAUACAUGCUACUGCAAUUCAGUUCUUCAGGCACUUUAUUUUUGUCGUCCUUUUCGAGAGAAAGUCUUGGCAUACAAGAGUCAGCCCAGAAAAAAAGAGAGUCUUCUCACCUGCUUAGCUGAUCUCUUUCACAGUAUAGCCACCCAGAAGAAGAAAGUUGGAGUGAUACCUCCAAAAAAGUUCAUAACAAGGCUGCGAAAAGAGAAUGAGCUUUUUGACAACUAUAUGCAGCAAGAUGCACAUGAGUUCUUGAACUACCUGUUGAAUACAGUAGCGGAUAUUUUGCAAGAGGAGAGAAAGCAGGAGAAACAAAAUGGUCGCCUACCUAAUGGCAGCAUUGACAGUGAAAACAACAACAGUCCACCAGACCCAACAUGGGUUCAUGAAAUCUUUCAGGGAACAUUAACCAAUGAAACUAGAUGUCUGACUUGUGAAACGAUAAGCAGCAAAGAUGAAGACUUUUUAGACCUUUCUGUUGAUGUGGAGCAAAAUACUUCAAUUACACACUGCUUAAGGGGCUUCAGCAAUACAGAAACCCUGUGCAGCGAAUAUAAAUAUUACUGUGAAGAGUGUCGCAGUAAGCAAGAAGCACACAAAAGGAUGAAAGUGAAAAAACUGCCAAUGAUUCUAGCUCUUCAUCUGAAGAGAUUUAAAUAUAUGGAUCAGCUACAUCGAUAUACAAAACUGUCUUACCGAGUAGUGUUUCCCCUAGAGCUUCGCCUAUUCAAUACAUCAGGAGAUGCCACUAAUCCUGACAGAAUGUAUGAUCUAGUGGCUGUGGUAGUUCACUGUGGAAGUGGACCGAACAGAGGACACUAUAUUGCAAUAGUGAAGAGUCAUGAUUUUUGGUUGCUCUUUGACGAUGACAUUGUAGAGAAAAUAGAUGCACAAGCUAUUGAAGAAUUCUAUGGGUUGACGUCGGACAUCUCCAAAAACUCAGAGUCUGGCUAUAUCCUCUUCUAUCAGUCUCGGGACUGAAUGGGUCUGGGGUGAAAAGUGACUUCUGCCUCACUUCUUCUUCUGGCUGCUGUGGAGAGAAGAAAGUAUGAAUUCCUUUAAAAACAAACUUAAGAGUGCAGAGAAUCAAAGGAGUGGUGGCGCAGUUUGCACAGAACAAAGCCAAGGUUUCAGAGAAGCUUUCUUAAACUCUUCAUAUCAUGUUCAUUUAAUUUGCUCAGGUGUCAUUGCUGACAAUGCUGAUCCACCACAAAUGCCCAGUAGGAACAGAGAUGCCAGCCACUCUUUAAGAACUUGUCAUCAUGCAGCUGAAACGGCAUCUAGAAGACUUGAUCAAAUUCAAGUCGGCGGAAAUAUUUUCAUAAUCUUCAAUAUGCUUUGGAUUUUGGCCAGUGUUGCACUGGAAGUAAGUGCAACUGAAGCAAUAUAAGUUUGACAUACUAAUUUUUUGUUGCUUAUUUCUUAUUACUAAAAGUGCAAAUGAUUCUCUUCAUUGAUUUUACUUAUAUUGAAUUUCUAGGGUUGUUUUUUUUCUUUUUUCUUUUUGCACAACUAAUUAGAGAGCAUUAGCCUAACAGUUGCCUUCCUGGCCAGAAUAAAUUAACAGAAUUUGAUGUUGAAACUAGAAUCAAGAAGGCAAGUAUGUUUUGCUUCUUGUAAGAAGCUUACAUUACUGUAAUAUGUACCUCUAUGGGAACAGCUUUGGGUUUAAACUCCCUAUGGGGAAGAACUUGGUUUAUAACUAUAGUUUAUUUUUAUUUAUGCAUUAUUUCAACUUCUAAGGAUUCUGUGUUUUGUAUUCUUCUCAAUUCCAACAACUUUUGGAACCUAGAUUUGUACAUUAGCUUAUAUGCGAUUUAAAUAUUCUACUCCAUUGCUCAUCUAAAAGAUUUAUCUCAUUUCUCAAUAAGGAUACCUUCGAAACCUAAAGUAACUGGGGGAGGUAUGGGAUUUUGCUUCUUCCACUAGGAGCUGAAGUCUGUUGCUAUAUAUUUGACAUGGUUUAUUUAAAGAGUUUGAAAUGGAACUUGCCUCUGACGUUGUAAAACAGAUUACUUGUUUUAUUACAGUAAGAUGCUAGAGCGUUGGUGAUAUGCCCGUUUUUCUGUUCUAAGUCUUCUAAACAAUUUGACUGCAAUGUAGGACAGAGUUAUACAGGGCCCAGUAGGACCAGGGAGGCAAACGUGUGUAAUUCUGGGCUUAAUUGUGGGAAUAAUUAAAAAUGUAAAGUAGCUUCAGAAUAUCUUGAUCUUCAAUCAGUGGUUGCAGUGGAUAUCAAAAUCCCAGAUGUAUAUGUUAGGCAGAAUAUUCUAGGAGCAAAGAUGUGAAUAGUUCAAGACUCCUUACAGGUGUGGUGGCUCUAUCCAGUAAAAUUUUAAAAAUUAUUAAAUGUUUUUGAGGUCUAAUUGAAUCGUGACAGCAAAGGAUGAUAAGGAACCUGAACUCUUCUUUCACACUUCCAUGGAUCAUCCAUCAUUAUGUUGUCUGACAGUAGCUGAAUGUAAUUUCUUGGGGGGGGGGGGGAGCCUGAAUGCGCAUUUCCCAAUAAGAGCAAUUAUGCUUCGAUAUUUGGCAUCCCGUUCUAGAAUGUGUUUUUUUCCAUUGUAAUUUUGUUUUGUUGGCAAGGUUAAAAUGUAAAAAAUGUUUUCUGUCUGCUGCUAUAACUAAUGCAUUUACUUUACCUGUAUCAUUUAGCUCAGGAAAAAUGACUUCAUAUAACUGAACAGAUUUUUAACAGGGUCACCAAGUGGGCUCUUUAUUUAACAAAUGUGGAAAGGUCAUGUCAAAUUGUAAAGAUUUUUUUUAUAUAUAAAAACAAAGUUUUUGAA
Elgaria multicarinata webbii is the source of this 2995-nucleotide messenger RNA. It is a transcript of the gene USP12, whose product is annotated as ubiquitin specific peptidase 12. Gene Ontology annotation, molecular function: cysteine-type deubiquitinase activity. The transcript has 9 exons. Gene Ontology annotation, biological process: protein deubiquitination. The record is from RefSeq and is a predicted model, not a curated record. Bases 75 to 1187 code for a protein of 370 amino acids. Lineage: Eukaryota; Metazoa; Chordata; Lepidosauria; Squamata; Anguidae. Gene Ontology annotation, cellular component: cytosol; nucleus.